CCCGGCUGUGCCCGGAGACAGCCCGGGCCAUCCCUGUGCUCCCAGUGGUCCUUGACCCCCACCAUCACCCUGUCCUCCCCCAUCCAGCUCCCUGAUGGCUCCACAGUGACCGGGAAGGACCAGGGACCUGCUGGUGGCCCAGGACGCGACGUGACCAGACGGUGACAGGGAGAAGGUGUGAAGCUCAGGGGAGCAGCCAGAGGGGACACACGGGCAGCGCCUGCCCCAGCCCCCCCUGUCCCAGCGCGGGGGACGCAUCCAGCGCCCAUCCUGACUGCGCCGGCACCCGGCCAGGAGCUGGUGGCACCACCAUGUCCCAGGCAGAAGGAGGUGAGGAGACCUUUGAAUACUGCGAUGUGGUCGUCAACAGCCAGGAGAAGGUUUCGGACGCGUACACGCAGCUGGAGAAGUUGGGAGAGGGAAAAUUCGGGACGGUGUACCGGCUGCAGGAAAAAGCCACGGGCAAAAUCCGGGCUGGGAAAUACUUCCGGACACGGACGGCUAAAGAGAAGCAGGUGGCUCGGGCUGAGGUGGAGCUGAUGAACCUCCUGCAUCACCCGCGCCUCGUGCAGUGCCUCGCCGCCUUCCAGGGCCCCACCGAGCUGGUGAUGGUGAUGGAGUAUGUGGCAGGUGGGGAGCUCUUUGAGCGCAUUGUGGAUGAUGACUUUGAGCACACGGAGCCCAGCAGCACCCAGUACAUGCGGCAGAUCCUGGAGGGGCUGCAGUUCAUGCAUGGCCAGGCUGUUGUCCACCUUGACCUCAAACCCGAGAACAUUGUCUGUGUCAGCCCCAGCAGCCACUGGCUCAAGAUCAUCGAUUUUGGCUUGGCACGGAAGCUGGCUCCAGACACCCCUGUGAAGGUGUUGCAUGGCACCCCUGAGUUCAUGGCUCCAGAAGUGGUUGCCUUUGAGCCCGUGGACUUCUCUACAGACAUGUGGAGCGUUGGUGUCAUCUGCUACAUCCUGCUGAGCGGGGAGUCACCCUUCCAGGGCGACAGCGACAUGGAGACACUGAGUAACAUCACAGCUGCCCGGUGGGAAUUCGAGGAGGAGACCUUCUCAGAGAUCUCCCAGCAAGCCAAGGACUUCAUCAGCCAACUGCUGCAGAAGGACCCCCGGCGCCGUCUCUCCAGCGCGGGGUCUCUGCUGCACCCCUGGCUGCAGCAGCCCCAGCCCAGCAGCACCAAGGCCCUGUCGAAGGAGAAGAUCAAGCAGUUCCUGACUCGUCGCAAGUGGCAGAAAACAGGCAAAGCUCUGCUGGCCCUCAACAGGUUGACCCUGCUGUCCCAGAGCCCGGAGAGGAAAGCGUCAGAGGCUCAGGAUGAGGAAGACCUGGGCUGCAGCCCGGAGGAGGACCAAGCCUCGGGGUCUCUGCUCCAACGAGGACCCAGCUUCUCAGAGCCACUGACAAGCCCAGAGGAGGAGGAAGGUGGGAACACAACAGCCACAGGGGAGGCAGAGAGCAGUGUCAGCGUGCCAAUGCCACCCCAGACCACCUAGAGCUGCUGAAGAGGGAGGAGCAGGGAGAGAUGGUGAUGAAACCUCCUCCAGCAGCUCACGUGGUGGCAGGGUAGACCCAAACCCCAGGGCUCCUCUCCUGUCAGUGGGCUCUGGUGUCCCACGGUGUCCCAUGUCCCAGCAGGAACCAGUGCUCCUGUCUAC
Calidris pugnax (ruff) is the source of this 1661-nucleotide messenger RNA. RefSeq names its product myosin light chain kinase, smooth muscle-like. Gene Ontology annotation, cellular component: cytoplasm; nucleus. The transcript has 10 exons. Lineage: Eukaryota; Metazoa; Chordata; Aves; Charadriiformes; Scolopacidae. Gene Ontology annotation, biological process: positive regulation of apoptotic process; protein phosphorylation; intracellular signal transduction. The coding region runs from base 312 to 1499 and encodes 395 amino acids. Gene Ontology annotation, molecular function: protein serine/threonine kinase activity; ATP binding. The record is from RefSeq and is a predicted model, not a curated record.